Messenger RNA from Malurus melanocephalus (red-backed fairy wren), 6774 nucleotides. It is a transcript of the gene MYRF, whose product is annotated as myelin regulatory factor. NCBI's taxonomy places the organism in Eukaryota, Metazoa, Chordata, Aves, Passeriformes, Maluridae. The transcript has 27 exons. Gene Ontology annotation, molecular function: sequence-specific DNA binding; DNA-binding transcription factor activity. The record is from RefSeq and is a predicted model, not a curated record. The coding region runs from base 240 to 3563 and encodes 1107 amino acids. Gene Ontology annotation, cellular component: endoplasmic reticulum membrane; nucleus. Gene Ontology annotation, biological process: central nervous system myelin maintenance; protein autoprocessing; positive regulation of DNA-templated transcription.
GGGAGGAGCGGCCGCAGCAGCCCAAGUCCGGGGAAGCGCUCGGCGGACGCCGAUGGGCAUCGGGCGGCCGCGCUGGGUGCCGGCACCGGCACCGAGAGCCCGGCGCUGAGAGCGGGGCCCGAGGGCUCGGAAGGGGCUCGGACGGGGCUCGGGGGUCGUGGCGGGGCCCCCCGGGCCGGGGCGAUGCCCCGCUGCAGCCGCACGGACUGAGCCGGGGCUGGCCCGUGCAUGGCCCAGCCAUGGAGGUGGUGGACGAGACGGAAGCUCUGCAGCGCUUCUUUGAAGGCCACGACAUUAAUGGAGCUCUGGAACCAUCCAACAUCGACACCAGCAUCCUGGAAGAGUACAUCAGCAAGGAAGACUCUCCGGAGAUCUGCUUCCCUGAGAUCCCCGCUCCCACCAGCUACGCACACCCGCAGCCCUCCAGCUCCGCCGGCAUCCCCGCGCCUCCCGCCAGCUCCAUCGGCAGCGUGACCAACCCCUCUSCCAGUGCUCCCCUGCACCUCCCUCCCUCCAGCAGCCAGCUGCCCAUCCGCCACGGCCCUCUUCUGGCCAGUCCCUGUGCACCCUAUGGAGCUCACCUCAACUGCAACAACAACAAUGGCAUGGUGGUGCCCAAGGGCUUCCUGGGCGGCCACUGCCUGAACAACGUGGUGCCUCCAAUCAAAUCCGAGCCCAAGGCCUCCUACGCCCCUGGCACUUUGCCAGACUCUCCCCCAGAUUCUGGAUCAGAAGCCUACUCCCCUCAGCAGGUGAACGAUCCUCACCUCCUCCGGACCAUGACUCCUGAAAAUAUGUGCCACGUGACUCCCCCUUCCCGCUUGGAGCACCCUCCUCCUCCUCCUCCCCCUCCUCCUCCACCCCCUCACCUCCCAGGCCCCCCACCACCACCUCCACCACCUCCUCACCCCCUCCAGCCACAGCACAAUUCCCACUUUCCCGGYCUCCAGCGGGAUAUGUUCCUGAAGGCCGAGCCCCUGAUGCCUCCGUACGGCAUGGGGUCGGGAAUGGCCCCUGCCGAGCUCCACCACGCCCAGCAAUCCCAAAUGCUGCACCAGCUCCUGCAGCAGCACGGAGCAGACCUCCCGGUGCAUCCCGCCAAGAAACGGAAACACUCCGAGUCUCCCCCCAACACCCUCAAUGCUCAGAUGCUCAACGGGCUCAUCAAGCAGGAGCCGGGAAUGGGAUCGGUGCCGCUGGGCUCYGACCGUGUCCAGACCCCUCCCUGGCACCAGCCGGGUGCUCUGUCACCAGGUCUGAUUCAGGAUAACGACAGCCUGAAYGGCUCCUACCUGGAUCCCAACUUCCAGUCCAUCAAGUGGCAGCCACACCAGCAGAACAARUGGGCAACUCUGUACGAUGCCAACUACAAGGAGCUYCCCAUGCUCACGUACCGCGUGGAUGCCGACAAGGGCUUCAACUUCUCCGUGGGAGACGAUGCCUUUGUGUGCCAGAAGAAGAACCACUUCCAGGUGACGGUGUACAUCGGGAUGCUCGGCGAUCCCAAGUAUGUGAAGACCCCCGAGGGCCUGAAGCCCUUGGAAUGCUUCUACCUGAAGCUGCACGGAGUGAAGCUUGAGGCCUUGAACCAGUCCAUCAACAUUGAGCAGUCGCAGUCAGACCGCAGCAAACGGCCCUUCAACCCCGUCACGGUCAACCUGCCCCCGGAGCAGGUCACCAAGGUCACCGUGGGGCGGCUGCACUUCAGUGAGACCACAGCCAACAACAUGAGGAAAAAAGGCAAACCCAACCCAGACCAGAGGUACUUCAUGCUGGUGGUGGCCCUGCAGGCACACGCCCAGAACCAGAACUACACGCUGGCAGCCCACAUUUCUGAGCGCAUCAUCGUCCGGGCCUCCAACCCGGGGCAGUUUGAGAGUGACAGCGAUGUGCUGUGGCAGCGGGCACAGCUCCCGGACACCGUGUUCCACCACGGCCGCGUGGGCAUCAACACCGACCGCCCCGAUGAAGCUCUGGUGGUCCAUGGCAAYGUCAAGGUCAUGGGCUCCCUGAUGCACCCUUCGGAUGCCCGAGUGAAGGAGGACAUCCAGGAGGUGGACACCACAGAGCAGCUGAAGCGGAUCUCCAGGAUGCGACUGGUGCACUACAACUACAAACCCGAGUUUGCAGCUACAGUGGGCAUUGACAGCNNNNUCCACGCAGGUGUCAUUGCUCAGGAAGUCAAGGAGAUCCUCCCAGAAGCUGUGAAGGACACUGGGGACUUGGUCUUUUCCAAUGGGAAAACCCUGGAGAACUUCCUGGUGGUGAACAAGGAGCGCAUCUUCAUGGAGAACGUGGGGGCAGUGAAGGAGCUGUGCAAGCUGACAGACAACCUGGAGACACGCAUCGACGAGCUGGAAAGGUGGAGCCACAAGCUGGCCAAGCUCAAGAGACUGGACAGCAUGAAGUCAACCGUGAGCUCCGGAGCCUUCAGCCAAACUGGGAGCCAGUUCAGCCGGGCGGGAAGUGUGCCCCAYAAAAAGAGACCCCACAAAGUCACCAGCAAGUCUCCAUCAGUUGUUCCGGAGCAGGCCUGCAUCAGCCAGCGCUUCCUUCAGGGCACCAUCAUUGCCCUGGUCAUCAUCAUGGCAUUCAGCGUGGUGUCCAUGUCCACGCUCUACGUGCUGAGCCUGCGCAGCGAGGAGGAUCUUGUGGACAUCGAUGGGUCAAGCCAGAACAUCGACAAGACGCAGACAGUGCGAUCCACGGCCACAUCCAGUGGAGCUGGGGGCAGGACCCCGCCGGAGCACGUCCCAGAAGAUACACAUGGAGUAGCCCUCGGCAUUCCCAGUCGCAGUGUGCUGGCCUGUUUCAGYCCUCCCUGUUUCUCCACCUGCUGCUCCACUGUUCCCACUGAUGUCUCCACCGUUGUCCCCUYGGAGAGCAGCCCUGCCCACGCCACCAACCGGACAGAUGAGGGCCAGCCCAGAUUCCCAGAAAUGCCAGGACAUCUCCAAGACCAAAGCCAGCCCUCCCUUCUGCCGGUGACAAAUAUCAAAGCCAAAUCCAGGGGCAUCACUGGGAAAUCCAGCUCCUACACCAAGUGGCCAAAGACUCCUGACAGCAGCUCCCGGCAGCAGCGCAGCCUCCGGCAGCCGGUGAGCGAGCGGCCCCGCGUGGAGCCUGGCACGGAUGGGCCAAGCCCGGUGCUGCAAUCCAUCCGGAUCCUGGAGAUCAACCUGGCCAUCCAUUCCCAGUACUGUGCUGCUGCCGACGCCUGCAGGAGUGGGAAUUUCAGCUACCGCAUCCCCGUGAGCCAGCAGACAGCCGUGAACACCAACCUGACCCUGGAGAUGAACUCCUCCUCUGCUGUGUCCAUCUCCCUCUGUGGCCUCAUCUCCAGUGAUCCCUGCCAGGAUGCUGUGAGCAGGAACAGCUCCACCRACUCCACGGAUGCACAGGACAUCACMCACCACUGGCCUCUGGUGAUGCUGUCUUUCCGGGAGUUUUCCUACCACUUCCGAGUGGCGCAGCCGGGCCGAGCCGACUGCAGCACUUCCCCGGAGCAGCUGGGACACCUCUUCACUGACUAUUACUUCCAGUUCUAYUGGCUCUGUGAGUGAGUUCCAGCAGCACCAGUGCCCUCUGCUUGGAGUCGGGAGGGGGACUGGUGCCACUGGGAGCCUCCCGAAUUCCCUGCUCCGCUGGGUCCCAGCCCCACCUCAUCCCCGUGUCCUGCGGUGACUCUGGAGCAGGAGUGGUGCUGGCUGGAGACCCUGAAGCUCAGCACACACAGGACCUGAAAGCCACCAGCAGCCCUGUGGUGGCUCCUGGGGGGACCUCACACCGAUUCCCAGCAUCCCACAUCCUUCUCCUUCCCUUCUGGGGAUGUUUGUGUCCACUUUUCCCUCCCCUUCCAACACUGGAUUUGGAAGCAGCACACUGGACUGAGUGUGGAAGGCUCUGCCACAUCCCAGAGGGAUGCUUCUUCCGUGGACAGGAGCCCCAUCCCAGUGCUCCCAUGUGUCCCACAUCAGUUCUUCACAACACUGGAAUUUUUUCAACACUGGAGCCCUUUCCAAGAGCCAGACAUUGGAGUUUGGCCUGGAAAGGAAGGCUGUGCCUGGACCUACUGGAAGUCAUACACUGGAGUUGCUGUUCCUUCUGCUUGGCCCAGGGCCACUUCCCACAGACUUCCCAGAGACUCCCAGACCUAUCAGUGGACACAUUCCUUUGGGAACAACCAGAGAAAAGAGCAGCUUCGACGUCAUUCCCCCUCCUCUUUGUGCUCUUAAAUCCCCUCCCCAUGUGGGAUAUCCAGGUCUGGAUGGGUAAAACCCCCACUCGAGCUGCUGCCAAGGCCAUGCCACAGCUGGGGACACUUAUCCCCAAGCCAGAGGUGACAAAUGACCGGGACUGUCCUGCAUUCAGUGUGGUGGGAUCCAUUUUUAUCCACUUGGAGUGGUGUGUGCGGAGCUGCCUGGUUGGCUCUGGAGCCAGUGCCAACCUCUGGCCAGAUGUGCAGCACUGGCAAAGCCUGGAGCGCCCUGCRAAGCAAGGCUGAGUCCCUGGGAACACCAGGAUCUGUGUCCAGGCUGCAUCUCUGCCUCAGGAGAGGGUGCUGUUCUCCCAGAAAGAGGGAUGGCAGCAGCUGCAGGCUGUCCCUGCCCUCASAGAGAGUUGUGCUGGGGGAAUUUGGGAUAUUUUACUGUUACAAGUCUUUAACUUGGUAUACUACUGAAUUCUUGUGGGGUUUAAGCWGUAAAAAAAAUGGGAAUUUCCUUCUAGCCCCAUUGAGUCACRUGUGUCCCGUGGGAAUGCCAAGUGGCUUCCUGUGCUUCCUCCUCCCCAUCCUGCUCUGGCCCCUUGUGCUACAUCCUGGAGGCUCAACCACCUCCAGGUUAUUCCAAGAUGGAUUUCCCCGAGGAAACGGCGAGAUGGGGGCAGGCCACAUGGGGAGUAGUUUUAGAAAAAUAAAGAUGGGUUUCAUCCAAGUAAAAUGAUGGUUCCUGGGCACAUCUCCCAUCAUCCCCCUMCUGAGCUUAUCCCAGCAAAGCAGCCCUAAAAUUCCUGGUGAUGUCACUUGGAUUUGGCAUCUGCCUCCAAAAACUGUUUGUAGGGAGGUUUCAAGGCCUAGCAGGAGCCUAAAAUCCACUGAAUCCUGAGAAGCAGGGAAUAGUGGGCAAGCAGGGAAUUCUGACCAGCCAAGCAGUCAGAAAACCCAGUUUUGGGAAGCUCAGUGGGACAACAGGAUGCCUUAAGUCUUGGGAAUACCUGUGCAGGCAGGUGGGGUCUGUACUCAGCAGGAUUCUCUGUUUCUCUCUGAAAUUGGGAAGGAAACACUUGGUUGUAGCUCAGCACUCUUCCCUKAGUGUGUUUCCUGGUUUUAAACUGAGAAGUGACUUCCUUGGCAGGUAGGUGUGUUGUCCCCUUGGCAAUCAGUGGCCCAGGCUGGCACAUCCUUCCUCAGAUUAGUGAUGCCAAGCUGGAAUAAAAGUGCAACAGGGAAUGUUGGGGGGCCAGAGCCUGCAAUCACCCCMCCUCACCCAGCMAAGACCCCCCAGUACAUCCCAGCUCACUCCUGAGGAAAGGAAUCAAUCAGUGGUGGCCCAGGAGGAGUUGGGAUCUCUCASGUGUCCCAAUGACACUCAGUAUUUAGGGAGAUUCCCAACAAACCAAGUGCCUGAGGRUUUGGAAACAUCUCUAGUGCCUUUUUCCUUAUGGAACAGCCCAAAGAACAGUAUUUUMCCACAUAUAUUCCCAAAUGCUGCCUCAGAAACAGUGCCCUGGGUGAUUUAACUGGGAUGUGGCAAUUUCUGGAGUGCCAAAGCCAGCCCUGCCCACACAGAGCUGGCAGCAAUCCGUGGGAUCAGGAGAAGACAGGGAUUCAGGAUGAAGUUUUUUGUGUCAAUAGUACCUUAUGUCUUAAAGUGGCACAGGUUGCCCAGAAAAGUUUUGGAUGUUCCAUCCUUGGAAGUGUUCCAGGCCAGGUUGGRUGGGUUUGAAGCUGUCUGGACCAAUGGAAGGGAGUGGGACUGGAUGGGUUUUAAGGUUCCUUCCCACCCAAACCAUUCCAGGAUUCCAUAAUAAAAAUCAUCCAUCAGCUCUGCCCAGCAAGGCAGCAACGAGCUCCAGAGGGGUUCAGAAUUAUAACAUGGAGUCAUGGAAUUGCUUCCAGGCCCGUGGAAACAGCUGUUUGCAUGGAUUCCCCGCCUCCAAACGCAUCUCUGCCCCUUCCCUGUCCCCAAUCAGUACCAAGAGAGUUCACAAUCAGGCCUUUCCCUGCGUGGGAUGGAGGGAAUCCUGAGCCAACCUCUCCAGCUCAGGAAAUCCCUCCCUGUGCAGCCGCAAAGAGACAUUCCUGGCAGGACGACAAAAGGGUGGAAACGAGCCUCUUUGGGAGUUGUUUCAAAAGCAAAUUCCCAACUCUUCUGUCCUACUGAUGGAGCUUAAAGCCUGUAAAUAGAGACUAUGGCACCACUGGAAGAAUUAAGGAAAAAACCACCACGUAAAGCACUAAUUUUGUUGGUUUUAAAUGUUGCUGCCACAGCUUUAAUCACUGUAUUUUGCCAGCCAGUUUGUAGAGUUGCAUUUGUAGCAGGUUAUUAUYGAUUCCUGGUUUUUAUUUGUGGGGAACAAGUGUGGUUUCCCUCUUUUCUUCCUGAUUUAUAUUUAUAUUUUGCUGAAUUUGAGGGCUGAGUCUUCAGAUUCCCCAGAUUUGUUUCGUUUUGUUUUGUUUGGCUUAUUUAGACUUUGUUUUAUGCUGGAGGUAAAUGUGCCCAUAUGAAUAAAAUAUAUAAAUACUGCUUUGUAUCCAAGGAUGGSUCCUGGUGU